Molecule: messenger RNA, 339 nt
Organism: Lathyrus sativus (Indian pea)
Lineage: Eukaryota; Viridiplantae; Streptophyta; Magnoliopsida; Fabales; Fabaceae
Source: the annotation of a GenBank genome assembly
AUGGGUCUUUCUUUCAAAAUUAACAAUAAUUUUUCUGCUGCUAAAUCUAAGCAAAGGAACCAGGCCACAACAAAAAGCAAAAUAUCUCAGACAACAACAGAGGUGAAAUCGAAGAACAAAUCUAGGAGGAAAAAAAUGUGGUUUGUUUAUGUAUGUGAAGAAGAAGAGAAGGAAUUGGGAAGACAACAAGCAUCAGGUUCUUGUCCUUAUUGUAGUGGAAAAGUUGAAGCUAUGGAUGUUGAGAUGCAAUGGAGGUUUUGCUUUUUGCCUAUGUGUUUUAAGAGUAAGAGAAAAUAUUUUUGUACUUCCUGUGCUAGACGCUUAGAAUUGAAGUAUUGA